UCAACUCAGCGAGUCGAGCUUUACCAAGAAGGUCAAGUUGGGGUUUUUGUAUGUUGUUUUGAUUUUUGUUUAGGUCACUCAGGUCAGGUUACUUUUUAAACUAGACAGUGAGAGAGAUUGGGUUCAGAUCUGAAAAGUGUUCUCUCUUCGGGCCAUCGGGUUCUCCGGCGUCGUUUCGUUUAUCUAAUUCUGUUUACUUGAUUUGAUUAUCUGAGAAUAUGUAACGACGCCUUUUCUUCCUCAACCUUAUCCUCCUCGACUAAAGCCAUUAGGGGCUAAGGAAAGCUGACCACAUUACUCUAGUUAGUUAGAUCCACUUCCUUUCCGUUUUCAGAUAAUUCACAUUUCAAUCUGAGAUCAUCCACCGUUCAAGUACUCUUGUGAACAUGGAUUCUGCACACGAUGUGUUCAACAACAAACGCGCUCGAUUGUUUGAAGACCGUCAAAUAGAAGGCACUAGGGACACUCAGCCAUUGAUCCCUGAAUCUAAUGAAGGGUAUGACGGUUCUAACCCCACCCAGAGCUUGUUCACUGAUUCUAAACCUGAAGAGACACCGAAAGUACCUAAGAAGAGAGGAAGGAAGAAGAAGAAUCCUAAUCCCGAGGAUAUGAGCUCGUCGACGACUCCGGAGAACAGCUCAAAGUUCUACAAGAGUGCUUCUGAUAGAAAGAGAACUGUAACUGCAGAGGAAAGAGAGAGAGCCAUCAGUGCAGCCAAAACCUACGAGCCAACCAAUCCUUUCUUUAGAGUUGUUCUGCGACCAUCUUAUCUCUACCGAGGCUGCAUCAUGUACUUGCCUUCUGGGUUUGCUGAGAAGUACCUAACCGGGAUAGCUGGUUUCAUCAAGCUCCAGCUCGGGGAGAAACAAUGGCCAGUGAGGUGCCUUUACAAAGCAGGGAGAGCUAAGUUUAGCCAAGGAUGGUAUGAGUUCACACUCGAGAACAAUAUAGGGGAAGGAGAUGUUUGUGUGUUUGAGCUACUCAAAACUCGAGAUUUCAUUCUGAAAGUCACUGCCUUCCGCGUCAAUCAGUACGUUUGACACACUACAAAAAAAGCUAUCUGAUGUCCUAAAGUUCAGCUUCAUGUAGGGUCUUUUAACUAGUUUAUCUAUCUCUCUUGCAUUUCUUGGAGAAUCAGUCUGGUUCUCUGGGUUUUAGAUGUGUUCUGGGUGAAAAUUUCAGGUUCCUAUGUUUCGUUGUUGAUAAGUAUUUGAGAUUUGGUGCAAAAACUCUCUGUUUGAGUGGUAGUUUAGGGUCAAUAGUAGCGUUACAAUUAAGUGCAUUGGACUGGUGAGUGAAUCAGAAGAAUGAUGUUUAUGUGAAUGUUGAUUAUGAUUGUGGUACAAGGGCUUUUGAUUUGUUUCACCA
Molecule: messenger RNA, 1368 nt
Organism: Raphanus sativus (radish)
Lineage: Eukaryota; Viridiplantae; Streptophyta; Magnoliopsida; Brassicales; Brassicaceae
Product: B3 domain-containing protein REM19
Exons: 4
Coding region: 387-1040 (217 amino acids)
Molecular function (GO): DNA binding
Source: RefSeq, a predicted model, not a curated record